Molecule: messenger RNA, 695 nt
Organism: Argentina anserina (silverweed cinquefoil)
Lineage: Eukaryota; Viridiplantae; Streptophyta; Magnoliopsida; Rosales; Rosaceae
Exons: 4
Coding region: 30-599 (189 amino acids)
Source: RefSeq, a predicted model, not a curated record
GGCUGUGGUAUAGUGAGGGGAACCGCACAAUGGUUUCCUCUUCUAUCACAGCUUCCCCUCUUCUUUUCUCCAAUAUUUCAUGUACUAGUUUGGAUGUGUGUGAAAAAUCCAGUAACCCUCUUAAGAGACUGGUCCAAAUAAAGAGACCCAUUACAGUUUGCUCUUGCUCUACUGAUCAAGGUUCUGCUUCUUUUCAAUCUCGCAGAGGUGUUCUUCAUAGCUCGGUUGCUUUAGCUGCUUCAGCAGCUGUUCUUUUAUGGUCAAGUCCGGCUAGAGCUGGAUUUCUGUCGGGAUCGACCGGUUUAGAAUCAAUUCCAGGACCUGCGUUACCCAAAGUGGAGUUCUUUGACCGCUUCAAUGAAGAAAACCAGAAGAAGUAUGCAGAAAAUGAUGCGAGAUUCAAAUCGUCUCCAUUAAUCCAGGGGCUACUAGAAAAAUCCAAGCUCAACAAAGAGAAGAAUAGUAAGGAAAUUCAAGACAAGUACUGCCUGCGAGGAGCGGAAUGGGGAGUCGGAGACUGCUCGACGGAUGGAAUGAAGCCGGACGAGAGGGACAAGUUCAUUGCGAUGUUGAAGGAGAGGGCUGGUGUCAAAGAUUGACCACUGCUACUGAUGCUGUGAUUUAGGCCGCUUCACUUCCUGCAAUAACACUUGUAGCGUGACUACAUGAGUAAAAGAUCGAUAGUAUUUGAUUAA